Messenger RNA from Hemicordylus capensis (graceful crag lizard), 9896 nucleotides. RefSeq names its product ADAM metallopeptidase with thrombospondin type 1 motif 14 (gene ADAMTS14). NCBI's taxonomy places the organism in Eukaryota, Metazoa, Chordata, Lepidosauria, Squamata, Cordylidae. The coding region runs from base 621 to 4457 and encodes 1278 amino acids. The transcript has 23 exons. The record is from RefSeq and is a predicted model, not a curated record. Gene Ontology annotation, biological process: extracellular matrix organization; proteolysis. Gene Ontology annotation, cellular component: extracellular matrix. Gene Ontology annotation, molecular function: metalloendopeptidase activity.
GUGCGUGCUCUGUGUACACGGGGACAUUGGCAAGGGCCUUGCGGGACCCUUCCCGGGCUGCCGAGGAAAGGGCGGACCUUGGCUUUGGGCUGGCCAAUGGCAAGGAGAGCAGCGCGAGGAAGCGCCACGUGCAAUGGAAAGUCCUCUCUCUCGGUGUGCCUCCCGCGGGAGAGAGAAGGAGGGAGGUCCUGGCGGCCCCCUCCCCUUCGCUCAACUCCGGCUGCCGGCCUGGCUGUCACUCACCGCCGGCGGCGGCGUCGCGGAGCGCCCGGACCCCCCUCCCCCCCGCGCUCCCCUCAGCUGGCACCAGCCUUGCAGUGGGAAGCGCCUCCUCCCUGCGGCCGGCCGCUUUGCAUUGCAUGGAGGGGACUCGUCGCUGGUCGGGCGCAGCGCAACGACGGGGCCAGCGGGACGGCCGGCUCCCGCUCUCUCAGCUCUGCGGCUGACAGUGCGCCGUUUUCGGCGACGGCCAGGCGAGCGGGCCCCCCUCAAGCCCCUCACAGCCGCCGCCCGUCCGAAGGCAGCGCCGUGGGCAGCAGCGGGGCAGCUUGCUUCGCGCCCGCCUCGGGCUGGCCAGCAGGCGCCGGGGUCCCCGGGAAGUCGGUCGCGAGCCUCCCCAAAUGGAUUAUCCUCCUCUCUAUGUGAUGCUGUCUUGCUUGGUGCCUCUCAACUGCUGGCUCGCCACGGGCAGGGGAGCGAGAGCUCAAGAGCUCCUCCUGUCUGGAAAGCUAAGUGAAUAUGGUGUGAUUGUGCCCUUCAGUACAGAUUGCCAGGGACGGUUCCUCUCUCACAUGGUGUCUGGCUCAGUGGCAGCAAGGAGGGCAGAAGCCAGCCAUCCCUCUGCUUCUUCAUCACACUCAGGUCGACACAGGGUGGUCCGCAGCACCCAUCUAAGUCAAGGCAUGUCCGGGAAUCGCUUGUACUACUUCAACAUUACUGUUUUUGGAAAGGAACUGCAUCUUCGCCUGAAGCCUAACCAGCAGCUGGUAUCCCCUGGAGCAUUGACUGAAUGGCAAGAAGACUUCCAAGAGGUCUUCCGGGAACCCCUGCAGAAGGAAUGUGUCUUCACAGGAGGAGUCUCAGGCAUGCCAGGUGCCACAGUGGCUAUCAGCAAUUGUGAUGGGCUGGCAGGUCUAAUUCGAAUAGAUAGUGGUGAAUUUUUUAUUGAACCUCUGGAGCGAGGACAGUGGGAGAAGGAAAAGGAUGGGAGAGCACAUGUGGUCUACCGCAGGUCAGCUAUCAAACAAGAGAGAAUGAAAGCUUUUAAGGACCAUCAUAAUGAAGAAUCUUCAGGAGACCCAGGAAUUCAAACAUCAGUUCCAGGUUUUAGCCCUGGCCACCUCCCAAACACUCUGGACUUGAUUGAAGAUAGACUUGGUGAAGCCGAUCGAAAGAGGCGCCAUGCCAAGAAAGAUGACUACAACAUAGAGGUUCUGCUGGCAGUGGAUGACUCGGUUGUGCGGUUCCAUGGGAAGGAGCAUGUCCAGAAUUAUGUCCUCACCCUCAUGAACAUAGUAGAUGAAAUUUACCACGAUGAGUCACUUGGUGUUCAUAUCAACAUUGUCCUGGUUAGAAUGAUUAUGGUGGGAUAUAGACAGUCAAUCAGUCUAAUAGAGCGAGGGAAUCCAUCUCGGAGCUUGGAGCAGGUCUGCCGCUGGGCCCAUUCUCAGCAGCGCUCAGAUCCUGAACAUGCUGAAUACCAUGACCAUGCUGUGUUCCUCACCAGGCAAGAUUUUGGUCCCGCAGGUAUGCAAGGGUAUGCUCCUGUCACAGGCAUGUGCCACCCGCUGCGCAGUUGCACUCUCAACCAUGAGGAUGGAUUCUCUUCAGCAUUUGUGGUUGCCCAUGAGACUGGACAUGUGUUAGGUAUGGAACAUGAUGGCCAAGGUAACCGAUGUGCAGAUGAGACGAGCAUGGGGAGCAUUAUGGCACCAUUGGUGCAGGCUGCAUUCCAUCGUUACCACUGGUCCCGAUGUAGCAAACAGGAGUUGAACCGUUACAUACAUUCCUAUGACUGCCUCUUGGAUGAUCCUUUUGAGCACAAGUGGCCCAAGCUGCCGGAACUGCCAGGAAUCAACUACUCAAUGGAUGAGCAGUGCCGCUUUGAUUUUGGUGUGGGCUACAAAACAUGCACAGCUUUCAGAACUUUUGACCCUUGCAAGCAGCUAUGGUGCAGCCAUCCAGAUAAUCCCUACUUCUGUAAAACGAAGAAAGGUCCACCCCUGGAUGGAACUGAGUGUGCAUCAGGCAAGUGGUGCUUCAAGGGUCACUGCAUCUGGAAGACUUCAGAUCAACCUUACAGCCAAGAUGGCAGCUGGAGUUCCUGGUCCAAAUUUGGUUCCUGCUCCAGGACUUGUGGGGGUGGGGUACGCUCCCGCAGCAGGAACUGCAACAACCCACCUCCAGCCUAUGGAGGGCGCCAUUGCCCAGGUGCCACAUACGAGUACCAGGUCUGCAAUACUGAAGAGUGCCGGGGUCCCUAUGAGGAUUUUCGUGCCCAGCAAUGUUCCAAGCGGAACUCUUAUUAUACCCACCAGAACUCUAAGCAUACCUGGCUUCCCUAUGAACACCAUGAUGAUGCUCAGAAGUGUGAGCUGAUUUGCCAGUCUGAGGAAACCGGAGAUGUUGUGUUUAUGAAUCAAGUUGUUCAUGAUGGCACCAGGUGCAGCUAUAGAGACGCAUACAGUGUCUGUGUGAGAGGGGAGUGUGUGCACGUUGGGUGUGACAAAGAAAUUGGCUCCCUGAAGCAGGAUGACAAGUGUGGUGUUUGUGGAGGAGACAAUUCCCACUGCCGGACGGUGAAGGGGACUUUAGUCAAAUCCCCAAAGCAACCAGUGAGUGUUUUGAAAAUGUUUGAGAUUCCGGCUGGUGCCAGGCAUGUUCAGAUUGAAGAGAUGGAGCCUGCUUCCCAUACAGUUGCUGUUAAGAACCAAGCCUCGGGCAACUUCAUCCUUCAUCCCAAGAGCAAAGGCUUCAAGGGCAACGCUUUCAUAGAGAUGGGCUUGGAAUGGGAGUACACCAUUGAGAAUGGCAAGGAGAGCUUGAAAACCAGUGGCCCCUUGCACGAAGCCAUCGGUGUUCUGGUUAUCCCACAAGAAGAAGAUUCCAAGAGCAGCCUGAUGUAUAAAUAUAUCAUACAUGAAGAUCUCCUUCCUGUCAUUGGAAACAACAAUGUCCUCCUUGAAGAAAUGGACACCUACGAGUGGGCUCUGAAGAGCUGGUCUCAGUGCUCAAAAGCUUGUGGAGGAGGAAUCCAAUAUACCAAGUAUGGCUGCCGGAGGAAGAGUGAUAACCGAAUGGUGCACCGGAAUUUCUGUGAUAAUGGCAAGAAACCAAAGCCAAUCCGCAGAAGAUGCAAUACGCAGGAGUGCUCUCAACCAGUAUGGGGUACAGAGGAGUGGGGAGCCUGCAGCAAGUCCUGUGGCAAGCUGGGUGUCCAAAUAAGAGUGGUACAGUGUAUCCAGCACCUACAGAAUGGCACAAACCGGACAGUGCACACAAAGUAUUGCACAGGAGACAAACCGGACACGCGUCGGCCCUGUAGCCGCGUCCCAUGUCCUGCCCAGUGGAGGACAGGGGCCUGGUCCCAGUGCUCUGUCAGCUGUGGAGAAGGCAUCCAGCAGCGCCAGGUGGUGUGCAAGUCCAGUGACAACAACAUUGGUCAGUGUGAUAGUGAGAAGCCGGAGACCAUCCAAGUCUGUAAAAUGGCAGCAUGCCCAGGAAAGUUACCAAGUGCCACACCAAAUGCAGACACCAGUGAUCAUGUGACUCCCAAGGCACAAUGGGUGCCUCAAGAGAGUGCCAAAAAUCCUGUUAGCAAGUUAUCACCAAAGGAGCCUUGCCUUGGAGACAAGUCCAUAUUCUGCCAGAUGGAAGUCCUGGCUCGCUACUGCUCCAUCCCUGGUUAUAACAAGCUCUGUUGUGAAUCCUGUAGCAAAAAGGUUGCCACCACCAGCCAGCCUCCCAGUGUUGACCAAGGAGCUUCUGAGACUGGAAUGCAUGGGGGUGCUGCUCUUCUCAGCCCUUUCCCACCACUGCCUUUCCAUCCCACCGUCAUGAGUCACCUGCAAAAGAUCAAGGGCACAGCUCCAAAACAGACAGAGGGAGCCGCCCAUGGCCUGCUUGCCACCCUAGCUGGCUCAACUGCCCUUGGCACCUGUCAGGUUAAUACUGCUUUGCAAUCUCAGGGCAGUCCUGACAAUGGUACUUCAAAAGCUGACACGUCAAGACUACUACCUCCUGUUCGGCAGGCUACGGCAGAGUGGAAUCCUCGAGACUUCCAGAGCAGCCCAGCUUUCUGGUGGUUCCCUGCCCUCUUGGAUAAACCUUUAGCUGUGCCACAAAGAGAAACGGAGUCUCCUCUUCUCUCUGAAGAUGCAGCCAGACAGAGAAAGGACAACACAAAGCCCAAAGAGCCAGCUACCAAUCUCAGGACCUCCUCCCCAGUUGUGACUUGAGAAGGGCUUCUUCCAGAAACUUCUAUGCUCUCUUUCUUUCCACAGUUUACAUGGGGCAAAGCUGCCACAUUUCUGGGCCCCUUUGCAGUCUGGAAGGAAUGCCAGUUACAGACAUAACCAUGUUUAUUCAGCAAGUACAACAACAACAACAAAAUUUUUGGUCUGUGGCACUUUUAAAAAAUCCUUUUAUUUAAAAAAAAAAAUCAGAGAAACUAAUGGGAACAGUUGCAGCAGCAGGCCAUUCUGUUGCAAACAAGCUGCCGAGAGCAGUUGAACGCACACUGCUUGUACAGCCCAGGUGAGAUUACCUCAGAGUUUGGCUUGAAUCCACAGAGCUUUUUCUUCAAGGGUGCUACAAAGAGAUUUUUCUCAAGCAAUAAGGCAAAAACCCAAACAAGUCCAAGAGGACCAUUCUUUCCUCCCUCUCCUCAGUUUAUGCUCAUCACUGCUGCUACUCCAGCCACUAAGAAAAUGGUGGACCCUGAAAUGGUGCUGUAUGUGACAUGGCUCUAAUCUGAGUAAUGGUGGACAGUGAAUCUGGUCUCAGUAACAGCCGAACGGAAGUUCAUUAUGGAGGGAGGGAUAAAGAAAGUUUUGUUUGAAAAACAGGAAGGGUGUGUGUGGUUUGGACUAGCAGCCUCCUGAACCAGCCUCUGUGUAUUGCUGAGGUGGUGUGUUGACUCUUGGGAAGGGGAGAAGUUCACAGCUCACAUUGAGUGUCUCUUGAACUGUGUAUGAGUAAUGAACAUCUUUUAUUUUAAAACCAGUGUUCUCAUUUUCUAGAAAAAGACCCUUAUUUAGCAUGGCAGUGACACUUAUCAAUGGGGAGAAUAAAAGGAUGUGAGAUAUUGACUAGCUGGAUCAGACCAAAUGGCCCUAUAUUCCAGCAUGUGGCCAGCUAGAAGUUUGCAAGCUAGGCAGGAUGGUAACAGCCGUUCUUUAUUUGCCUCUGGCAUCUGCUAGUCAUCAGUGGGUUACAUAAUGCACAGUGCCCUGCCAGUCCAAGAGCAGGGCACCUGUGCUGGUUCUGUCCAAUUCUAAGCUGUGUCUGUGUUGUUACUGAGCUUGGAGAGGCUCUGUGGUGAUUAAGAAUUGUAUCAGCAAGGAAGCUCCACUAGGAAUAAUGGGAGAUGCAACGUUUCAGCACUGACAAAUUCUUAGUCACUGCAGACCCUCUCCAAGCAGCAUAGAUGUGGCUUAGAAUUGGAAUGAACCAGCGCAGGUGCCCUGCUUUUGGACUGGUGGGAUGCAUGUGAGUGAGUAUUUUGCCCUUGAAAGGAGAAAAUGAACCAGUGAGUCGGGUACAAAAAAACGUUAACAAAUGUGUCUGCAGUUGAAAUAGUGUUACUUCAAAGACCUUGCAGAGUGUCCGCUGUGGGGUGUGUGUGUGUGUGUGUGUGUGUGUGAGAGAGAGAGAGAGAGAGAGAGAGGGGGGGGGUUCACUCAAGCACCUCUUGUCCUUCACAACAUACUUAACUCUACUUUCUAGUUGGGGUUUAGGUGGUCCGUUGCAUUUGUGAGAUGGGAAGUAUCACCAGUAACCCCCGUUUUAAUAAAAUAAGCCUUCUACUGGAAUUCCGAAUAAGACAGACUUAAAAUUACAUAUGUGUUUUCAAAUUAGUUCAGUUGAGAUGGUUUCCCAGGAUCUAUCUGAUGGAUGUAGAUUGAUACUGAGGAUACAAGUUGCAUUAUGCUAAAGAAUGGCAACAGAGAACAACUAGGAGGUCCUUUUCUGGGGGGUGUCAGUCACCUGGCUGCUAAUAUUAAAACCUUUUCCCCGAUUGGCCUCUGUCUUGCCAUCACGACCCACCUCCCCACACACACACAUGCAAUUCAGGCUCUUUUUCUUUGUUUUGUCUUCUGCAACCCUUUCAUUCUCCCACCUCCCCCCAACAUGUUUACAUCCUAUGGAACUCGAAAGGCAUUAACUGUCCUUUCUCAGACCCUUUUAAACGCCACAAGUGUCAGGGAUCAGGACAGCUUUAUGCAAUGCCCACUGAACCGCACGGAUCUUCACUUUGCGAAUCUCAUGCUUGUUUUGUCUGAGGGAUGCUUCCUAUGUGACUCUGAAAAGGCAGCAGUCCUCGUGCUUCCAUUUUAAAAUCCAGGAAAAUGGCAGAAUAUGGAAAAUGUAAUGUCUGGUUCUCUUUUUUCUGAAGGACAGAAGGUUACAGGGUAUAUCUGUGGAAAGUCUCGUGGGUGGAUAUCGCAGCUGCUUGUCUGCUCUCAAAAAAUAUUAGAGUUGCACCAUCAUUCCGUGUUUCUAAAGCUUGUAUACGUACUACCCACUUAACUUGAUGGAAGUGGGCUGUGCAGAAAUGGCCUUUAUUGAGAAACCUUGGGAUUGAUUGUACAAAAUACCAGGAAAGGAGAUGGAGAAAGGAAUGAUGAAUUAAUCCUGCUUUUGUUUAAAUGACGUGGAAGGGCAUUGUGGAGUGCAAAUAUGUAUCCUGGAGGCCAGCAGUCAGAGAGUUACUUCAGAUCAAUAUGUGAAUUUCAGCUAUCCUCACUGCUCUCUUGGCGUUUGCCUUCCCCUUUUCUUCUGGACCACUCCCUCUCCUAAUCUUCCUGCCCUAGACAGUGGUAGCCCUUCCCUUCUCUAUGAAGAACCACUUAGCCAACAGCAGCAGAAUUGCUUGGGAUGAGAAUGGCUAAGCCAGUGGUCCCCAGAACCCCUUCAACCUGCCUGCUCCUCUGUGAAAUCAGGAGUGCUUUGCCAAGAGCCUUGGUCAUUGCCAUCACCAUCAUCCUAUAGGCCUGGAGUGCAUUACAAUAUAGAUACUAUCCUCCCACCCUCACUGAAAUGGCAGGAGCAUUUUAAAAUACAUGCCUGAAUCUCACUUUCUGUAUUUGGUUUGGCAUGUCCUGAGCAGAGUCUGAUAGGCAGUACAGUUCUUCAGAUGCUCUGCUGGUGCAAGCCCCGUUGAAGCAAGUGGGCCUGAUGCAGUAAAAUCCCAACUGUGCCAUGAGGAUCUUAUUAAUUAAAGGACCCUGUGAGGCUACAGAGGCGUCUUCCCACAGUUUCUUUGCACAAUUCAUUGCUGUGGCCUUGCCUUCUUGCAUUCAGCCGCUGCUGGGGGCAGGUGAUUAGAUCCAAUAUGGUGCUAAAACAGAAUGGCCCACCCUUGGAGGGGGCUGCCUGGGUCUAUGCAUGAGUUGCUGCUCUCAGCUUGUCUUGUUCAGAAGGCAUGCCCAUCAAGUGACUCCUACAGGCAUGGGUGUGUGUGUGGGCUCCUUUGAGGGUGGGGAUGUUUUCCAAAGUAGAAUUCCUUGGUUUAAAAUAGAGCAUUCUUCCCACUUCAGUUCCAAAAAAUGUGCCUCAGCUAUCAGAAGUUUGGGGAGCACUGUGCUGGUGUAAAACAUGACUUGAUUAAUGCCUUUGCCAUUUUAAAUCUCUACAUUUCGAAAAGCAAAGUCUGUAUUUAAUACCAGUAAAUGCCACCAAUCAGAAAUUUAAAGAUUAACGAAAACACCCACAAAGGACUCUUUUUGGUUCAAUUAAAUUGUCAUGAAAUCCCAACCCCUCCUUAUGGAGGACAGGACCCUUUUGGCUGCUAGGAAAAAAAGAGCGACUAGAACUUCCCAUUCAGCAGUACUAAGCCAAUCUUGGCUGCUAACCAGUGUUCAGUUGCCUGGCAUUAGUGCCCAGAUUAGUGUUUGAGAAACUCUGGCAAACAAGAAAUGAAUGUUGUCUUGUUCAGCAAUUUCAAUACAAAGAGUCCUUUUAAGGGAAAACAGGUGUCAGCUGUUCCAUAUUGUGAAAAAUAUCUAUAUAUAUAAUUCUCCUGGGUGUGCCAGGGAAAAAAUGCAUCCCGGCAGCCCAGCUGAUUGGCUGGGCUAUGGAGGCGCCUGAUUGGCUGGCACACCCAGGAGAGAGGACAAUUGGCCGGCGGAGCAGGCCUGGCCUGGCGGUGACGGGUGGUGGGAGGGGCAAGGAGGAGGACCGGCUGAGGGGUGAGGAAGCGGCAGCAGUGGCGGGUCCCGAUACUGGGGUGGGGGUGUGGGGAGGGAUGGCUGGCCCCAAAGAGGCCGGCGGGCCCCAAAGACUGGCGGCAGCGGCCGCGGCACUCGGCCCGCUGGUGGCAGCCGCCGCGGUGGCGGCACUUGGCCACUGGCAACGGCACUCGGCCUGCUGGUGGCGGGGGGUGGCUCUCGGCGGGCCCGACAGGCGGCGGCACUUGGCCCACCGGCAGCCGUGGCGGCGGCACUCGGCCCGCUGGUGGCAGCACUCGGCCCGCCGGAGACUGGGGGCGGGGGAGGUAGCUGGCCCCAAAGAGCGCACAGAUGCUCUGUGCGGGGUCAGCUUGUGACAACUUAAUUUAUGUGUAGUGUGUUUUUAAAGAGUGCUACUUCCUUUAAUGGGCCUUCCAUUCACCCUUAAACACAGUGCUUGUUUGGAAGGAGGACCCACUAGGAGUGGGUGGCACCUUUGGCACCGGCCCCUUCAGCCAUCUUGAUCUUUAUUAGUACAGUUCCACCAUAUGAUAUCUCUGGAGGUGGUAGAAGAAUGGCCUCUUUACAGCUGACUACUGAUAUCGAAGCAAGAUUUGAGGUCUGGAAACAUGAGAUUUGAUUUGUGGAACCGAACUGUUGACUUUAAGAUGGGGAGGAGAGAGAUGUACCAAUAAUACAGAAAGCAAAAAAGGUUUCCAAAUGGGCUUCAGAGUUAUGAUAAAGAACAGCCAGUGUUGCUGUAGAAAGUAUCUCACAGAGACCAAGUUGAUUGCAGUCUCUCCAGCCCCUUCAACACAUUGGUCUAAGUUGGAAUGGGUUCUUUUCCCCCUCUGAAAUGGGGUUCCAUCCUGAUUAGAGAAGACCCUCUACUGGGGGCCUACACAUGUAAAGCAAUAUGUAACCUACCUGGGAGUUGUGAUACCAAAGAAUCAUUUGUGCCCCUCAUAUAGGUUGAGAUAGCCUGUUCCCAAAGCAAUACUAAGCACCAAGGGAAUGUGCUGUAAGCAGGAGCAAUGGUACUACCAAGUAUUUUGUUAGAAAGCUAGAGGCAAUCCUGUCAAGAAAACCCUUGCAAUGUGAGGAAUUGUUUCAUGUAAUGGAUGUCUCUUUUGCAAGUAGGUUUCUUUGCAUUAAAGGGGGGUUAGCCAUCUGUACAUCAGGUUGCAGUUGCUGGAGAGAGUGCAUCCACUGGUAUGACGGUAAAAGGGUCCAGUUUAAAUGCUUUCCUACAUGCUCGGGAUACUGUGAGCCAAUUCUCUGCCCCCAUUGCAGUCAUUUUUGCUUCCUGCACAACUGAAAGAUGACUGGUCAUCAUAGCAGCUGAUACUUGAGAGGAGCUAGAAUUUGGAGGAAUAUUUCCUACUCUUUUCUGAGCAGGGCUAUCAAACCAAUCCAGUCUUGUGCUGUAACCAUGUCUAGUGUUACAAUGUAUAAGAGUGUUGUACAUAUGAGAUGUGGAGCUUUUAAAAAUAUUUAUUAACUUCA